Hordeum vulgare subsp. vulgare (domesticated barley) is the source of this 2525-nucleotide messenger RNA. Its product is annotated as potassium channel KOR2-like. Gene Ontology annotation, biological process: potassium ion transport; transmembrane transport. Lineage: Eukaryota; Viridiplantae; Streptophyta; Magnoliopsida; Poales; Poaceae. Gene Ontology annotation, molecular function: protein binding; voltage-gated potassium channel activity. The transcript has 11 exons. Gene Ontology annotation, cellular component: membrane. The record is from RefSeq and is a predicted model, not a curated record. The coding region runs from base 218 to 2413 and encodes 731 amino acids.
AAAGCCCCCAACAACCACCUGCAUCGGCCGAAUGCUGGUGCCGUUCGUGCGCGGUGCGGUGCCCAAUCACCCCUUAUGUGCAACCAAAAGGUAGUGGCAUCUGUGCGGGGCCACAUGUCCGAUCAUAUAUGUAUAUAUGUGUGCAGCGUCCUGUGCCUGCAUUGCACUGCUCAGAGCAACACAUUGAACACACGCAAAUUAUUAGGGAAGAAGAGGCAUGGAGAGGGAGAUUGGUGGUGCAGAGUAUGAACUGAACGAGAUCGAUGGCGCGUUGCAUGGCUCUGUUGGGAGCAGGCUCUCCCUCUUCGCGAGGGAGUUCAAGUGGCCAAGCAGCAGCAGCGCCUUGAGGCUCCCCAGCAAUUGCUAUGGCAGCAGCUUCGUCAUCGACCCCAAUGGAAGAUGGUACAGGAUGUGGUCGAACAUGAUGUUCCUGUGGUCCAUCUACUCCGUCUUCUACACCCCCUUCGCAUUCUGCUUCUUCCGGGGCAUCCCCGAGCACCUGCUGGACCUCGAGUGCGUGCAGCUCAUCUUCCUCGCCGACGUCGCCGUCCACUUCUACCUCGCCUACCGGGACCCUCACACCCACCGGGUGGUCUACGACCAGCAGAGGAUCGCGCUACGCUACAUCAAGGGCAGCUUCGCCCUCGAUAUGCUCGGAUGCUUCCCCUGGGACGCCGUCUACAAGUUUACGGGGAGGAUGGAGGUGGUGAGGUACCUGGUGUGGCUGCGGCUGUACAGGGCGAGGAAGAUCCAGGGCUUCUUCAAGAAGAUGGAGAAGGACAUCCGCAUCAGCUACCUCUUCACGCGGAUCGUCAAGCUUGCCACCGUGGAGCUCUACUGCACGCACACCGCAGCCUGCGUCUUUUACUACCUCGCCACCACGCUGCCCCCGGCGCGCGAGGGGGGCACCUGGAUCGGGAGCCUCACCAUGGGCGACCAGAGCUACAUCAACUUCAGGAAGGUCGACGUGCUCACCCGUUACAUCACCUCCCUCUACCUCGCCAUCGUCACUAUGGCCACAGUCGGCUAUGGUGAUGUCCAUGCGGUGAACCCGAGGGAGAUGGUGUUCAUCGUGGUGUACGUCUCCUUCAGCAUGCUGCUCGGCGCCUACCUCAUCGGGAACAUGACGGCGCUCAUCGUCAAGGGGUCCAGGACCGAGCGCUUCCGCGACAAGAUGACGGAGCUCAUCAGGUACAUGAACAGGAACCGGCUGGGCAGCGACAUCAGCUCCCAGGUGAAGGCGCACCUGCUGCUGCAGUACGAGAGCAGCUACAAGAGAGACAGGAUCGUAGACGACAUACCGGCCGCGGUCCGAUCCAAGCAUUUUGUUUUGCACAUCUCCCAGACACUGUACCUGGAAACGGUCUCAAAUGUGCACCUGUUCAGAGGAUGCUCAGAAGACUUCCUGAGCCAGAUUGUGGUUAAAAUACAGGAGGAAUUCUUCCUCCCUGGGGAAGUUAUUUUGGAGCAAGGCACUGUGGUGGAUCAGAUAUACAUUGUGGCACAUGGAUGUCUGCAAGAGAUCGGUGCCGUCGGAGAAGGCGGAUCAGAAGAGAUCGUCUCAGAGCUGCUGCCUUACGACAUAGUCGGGGACGUUGCAGUGAUCUGCAACACUCGACAGCCAUACACAGUUAGAGUCAGUGAACUCUGCAGCCUCUUGAGAAUUGACAAGCAGUCCCUGACCAGCACCUUGCAAAUGUACCUCAAGGAUAGUCGUCAGAUACUGAGCAACCUACUCAAGGGGAAACAAACAGAGUCAAAGGGGAAGCAACUGGAAUCAGAUAUCACAUACCUGAUAGCCAAGCAAGAAGCUGACCUUGUCCUUGGAGUCAACAAUGCUGCCUACCAUGGAGACUUGCUUCGGUUGAAAGGCUUGAUCGGUGCAGGAGCAGAUCCGAGUAAACCGGAUUACGACGGGAGGACCUCCUUGCAUGUGGCAGCAUCAAGAGGAUACGAAGACAUCGUCAGGUUCCUCAUCAAGCGAGGAGCAAACGUCAACAGCAUAGAUAAGUCUGGGAAGUCGCCGCUGCUGCAAGCGGUGAAAUCAGGGCACGAGAGGAUCAUCUCGGUCCUGGUGGCGCACGGCGCGGCGCUGAACCUGGAGGACGCAGGAGGGUACCUGUGCAGGGUGGUCGCCCAGGGCAAGAUCGACCUGCUGAGGAGGCUGCUCAGCUUCGGCAUCGACCCCAACUGCAGGAACUACGACCGGAGGACGCCGCUCCACGUCGCCGCUAGCGAGGGCCUGCACCUCGUCGCCGGGAUGCUGGUGGAGUUCGGGGCUGACCUUGCGGCUACGGACAGGUGGGGCAACACCCCACUCGACGAAGCACGACGGUGCGGCUGCAAGCCGCUGGUGAGGAUCCUGGAGCAUGCUAGAGCUGCUGCUGCUGCUGCUGCUGCAGCCAAUCAGUGAUUAGGUUCAUCAAUCCAUUUGGUUGGGAGGACAUCAGUAGACUGUAGUAGCUCAUGUAGGCUAUGGGUAGGAACUAUUAUUAUUGGUAAUGCGAUAUUCUUUCUGGGGGCAA